Molecule: messenger RNA, 2774 nt
Organism: Anneissia japonica
Lineage: Eukaryota; Metazoa; Echinodermata; Crinoidea; Comatulida; Comatulidae
Product: retinol dehydrogenase 13-like
Exons: 6
Coding region: 1672-2649 (325 amino acids)
Source: RefSeq, a predicted model, not a curated record
AUUCUUUCACAAAUAAUAAAAAUAAUUAUCUUUAAAACAGUGAUUUCUAAUAGGCUAUAUCAUGUUUAAUUUCCAAGAAUGCAUUAUGUUACCGUAUAGGCGUAGGUGCAUGUUUUAGCAAAGUUACAACUAAUCAAAGAUCGUAUAGUAACCUUAUAAGAUCUUUGCUACUAAUCUUUUAAAAAGGUGUCCUAUAAUAACAAUAAUUUAUUCGAACAUACACUUUUACAUCAGUGGCACGCGUCAAUGGACGGUGCGUUUAAAAUAACAAAUUCAGAUAAACCAAGCAACAAAAACCUACUAAAUAAACCAGUCUACAAAGAACAAAAUUACUAGUCUAAGCAAUUUCACAUAACCAAUAAACACACCCACCCCACCACCCCAUAUAUACACACCCGCCCCAUCACCCUGUACACACAUACAACUUUAGUAUAUGUACAUGCAGCCCAACAUAAAAGUCUAAGCAAUCUUAAACACUACUACCUAUAAAGGGGGCGCACUCCAGAUUUUUUUGCAAAUGAAUUGCCUCGCCGAUUGUGGGCGGUGUUACUACUACAGUACUGUACAAUCAGAUUUAAGUGCUAUGUGCAAGCCAAUCCUAGGAACUUUAACGUUUAUUUUUUAUUCCUUAGUAGGCCUACAUUCUAUUUACCCCUCAGUCUUUUAUGAUUCAAUAUUCCCAAGUACUUUAAAUAUCCGAAUAAGUCUAAUAAUAAUAUUUAUUUAAAAAUACACCUUUAAAUCGGUAGCACUCAAUAAAGAUUGGUGAGUUCACAAGAAAACAAUAUACACAGGAAAACUUAAAACUAAAAAAUUAUGAAAAUUAAGAACACAGGUCAAUUGGCAAAAUGAACAACACAAAUAUUUGUGUUAAUACACAUAGUUCAUAAGUAAUUAGAAAGAGAGAGAGAAAAAAAUAAAUUAGUUAAACAUAGUAAGGUUUAUAAAUUAUACUCAGUAAUACAAAUCUUGAAAUACUGUAGGCCUAUAUAAUGCUUGAACAUGCUUGAUUUCUGAUCGUUUUUUCACGCUCUUUUUACACAAUUUUUACAGAGUUUAUCAAAGACUCAAAAAGAGUCUCAAUCUCCUUUGUUAAAGAAACUGUCGUAGAACCUAAAAAAUAUGUAUUUAUCUCCACAAAUUAUUUUCUGAUGAUAUUUUUAGUUGGUUAUUCCAAGGAGGUUAAAAUAAAUAUUUUAACCUCCUUGGUUAUUCUCUAAUAAUACGGUAAGAAUUAUUAUUAAAUCACCUUGUUAGCGCACAUAUAUAUUUUAUUAAUUGUUUCGUUAGAAUUGUUUGCUCAGCCGCCGCUGCUAUUAAAUUUUCCAAUAAGAAAUAUGUAAAUCUUUCUCACAAAUUAAAUGAACUUAAGCAUGUUUUUUUCUAAACUGUCAUAACUUCGAUUAAGUACAAUUAUUAUAAUAAUUGUAGAGGUGUAGCCAUGAUACCGAUACUCAAUGUCGUAGCUUCCACGUUGGUUCCAUUGAUGAAUACAUAUUGACAUUAGGGCGAACUUCGGACCCAUGCAUUUUUGGUCCAUUGACCUACGGUAUGAUAUCGUUAAUAAUUUGUGGAAAAAACGCAAUAAAUAAAAAUAGUUAAGACAGGAGUUUUACUACAGUACUCAAAGUGGUGUAUGAUCAGAUCAGCAACCUGUUGCAACGUCUCAAGAUGUCUUCCGUUGCAUAUAUUCUACUCUUUUCAAGUGCUGCUAUUACUGGAAGUAUGGUAUUAGCAUGGGUCUACCAACGGGUGAGAUCAUUGAUGAUUCGAUGUCCAAGCAAACGGAACAUGAAGGGUAAAACAGUGAUCAUUACUGGGGCAAGUUCAGGUAUCGGUAAAGAAACUGCCCGUGAUCUUGCUAGCAGGGGGGCAAAGGUGAUAUUAGCCUGUCGAUCGGUAAGGAAAGGCCAGGCGGCAGCCAACGACAUUCGUGCAACAACGAAGAGUGAGGAAGUGUACGUAAAACACCUCGACGUUUCGUCUUUAUCGUCAGUGCGGAAGUUCGUCGAUGAAACAACGCAAGAGGAAUCAAGACUUGAUGUUUUGAUUAACAACGCAGGAAUUUCAGCUCCUAAUGAACAAGUUAUAACAGAAGAGGGACUAGAAAUAACAUUCGCCACCAACCAUCUAGGACACUUCUUGCUUACCAAUCUGCUUCUGGAUCUAUUGAAGAAAUCUGCACCCAGCCGCGUAGUAGUUGUCGCGGCGACGGCCUAUCGUUUCGGUGAAGCUUCGGAGUUUGAGUUCAUGUCGGGAUAUCCGAACGUAGCAGAAUAUGCGCCGUUGGGGGCGAUGUAUUGCCACAGUAAACUUGCUAAUGUAAUGUUCACACUGGAACUUGCAAAGCGGUUAGAAGGAGCAGCAGGCGUGACAGUGAACUGUCUACAUCCUGGUAUUGUAAAUAGUGAAUUUUACCAAAAGUCAUCAAAAUAUCUUCAAAAUUUUGGCAGUUUAUCAUGGUUGUUCUUCAAGUCGACUACAGAAGGUGCCCAGACAAGCAUAUACCUAGCGGUUUCGGAGGAAGUCGAUGACGUUACCGGCAAAUUCUUUUCAAACUGUCGAGAAGAGAAACUCGAGAAGCAGGCUCUUGAUGCAUAUGAUGCUAAGGAAUUGUGGGAGAUGAGCGAGAAGCUUACUAGUCUGUAGCAUAGGGCCUGUAACAUUUCAGGGGCGGAUUCCCUUUUGGGAGGUAAAAAAAAGAAAAAAGAAAGAAAAGAAAGAAAGAAAGAAAGAAAAAGAAAAAAAAUGAUAGUCCAGAAUGCCUCAAAUGU